AUGUAACAGGUUAGAAUGGAAAAUGUUAUGUUCGCAGAGAAAGCAAAGAAGAAAAAUAAAAAGAAAUCCCUUGGGGAAAUUCAAGUCGCUAUGAAGUGCCAUGUAGAACCAUCUGAUGAAAUUGUCAAACUGGAUUGUAAGGAUUGGCCACUGUUGUUUAAGAAUUUUGACAAAAUGCUCACACGUACAAAACACUUUACUCCACUCACAAGUGGGACAACACCACUGCAUCGUUCUAUAUCGGAAUAUGUAAAAUCGGGUUGCAUAAAUUUGGACAAGCCAUCGAAUCCCUCAAGUCAUGAAGUCGUUGCCUGGAUAAAAAGGAUCCUGAAGGUCGAAAAAACUGGGCACUCUGGCACGUUAGAUCCCAAGGUGUCAGGCUGCCUAAUAGUCUGCAUAGACAGAGCAACCAGAUUGGCAAAAUCUCAGCAAUCUGCUGGCAAAGAGUAUAUAGCGGUAUUCAAACUUCAUUCUGCAGUAGAUAAUCUGCAAAAGAUAAAUCAAGCCUUGGAGAGAUUACGAGGUGCUCUGUUUCAAAGACCACCCUUAAUAUCAGCAGUAAAACGACAAUUGCGUGUCAGGACAGUAUACGACAGUCACUUCUUGGAUUACGACUCGGAACGCAAUAUGGGAAUUUUCCAUGUUAAAUGCGAAGCUGGCUCUUACGUUAGGACGAUAUGCGUUCACCUUGGUCUCUUCUUAGGCACAGGAUGUCAGAUGCAAGAGCUGCGCAGAAACCGUUCUGGUAUUCAGUCCGAGAAGGACGGAAUGGUAACCAUGCACGAUAUUCUAGAUGCUCAAUGGUUAUAUGAAAAUCAUGGGGAUGAAUCCUACCUUCGAAGAGUGAUCAAACCCUUGGAAGCCCUUUUGGUUGGACACAAAAGAAUCAUAGUAAAAGAUAGUGCCGUCAAUGCAAUUUGUUAUGGAGCCAAGAUAAUGGUACCAGGUAUUUUAAUGUAUGAUGAUGGAAUCGAAUUGAACCAGGAGAUUGUAAUUGUAACUAGCAAAGGAGAGGCUAUUGCACUAGCUACUGCAAUGAUGACUUCACCUACCCUUACGGCGUGCGAUCAUGGCGUGGCUGCCAAAAUCAAGCGUGUCAUAAUGGAACGAGAUGCAUAUCCUAGAAAAUGGGGCCUUGGACCGAAAGCAUCGAUUAAGAAACGUUUGAUAGUCGAAGGAAAAUUAGAUAAACAUGGAAAACCAAAUGAAAAUACACCAGCUGAUUGGCUCUCAAGUUACGUAGACUAUUCUGACGUCAAGACCGAAGAAAAUGGAGUGACUGAUAAUGGCACUAAGAAACGUAAAUGGGAGGAAACGCAAAACACGAGUGGAACAGCCGACGUGUCAAUGACCUCAAUCACCGAAGUAGUAGUGGCAGUAAAAGAUGAAGUAAAGACAGAAGUAGAUACGCCAUCGUCCAAGGAGAAGAAAAAGGAAAAAAAAGAGAAAAAGAAGAGGGAAAAGCAGGAAGCUGAGAACAGUGAGGCUGCAGCACCUACAGGAGAAUCAGCAGAGUCACCAGCAAAAGAACAGAAGAAGAAGAAGAAGAAGAAGAACAAGGAAGAAGAAUCGUCAACGGCUUAAGACCAUUUUCCAAAUGAAAGAAUAUACCGGCUAGACAUCUGUGUUACUUUUAAGUUGGUUAUAAAGUGGUUUUUUAAACAAUAAGACUCUUUCAUGGAACUAACGCCAAAGCCGGGGUUUAAGAGAGAAGAGACAAAUAGAAAAAGCAAACAGUAUUGCGCUUUACCACCAAGUCUCUUUGUACAAGUUCGUAUGAUUCCAUUUAAUCAUGCAUUUCUUAUUGUAUCUGAGUAACGGUAGAAUAUCAGUAUGAUUGCAAAUAUUUGUACAACUAGAACGUGUAUAGAUAUUGCACUGAUACGUGGGUAUAAGAAACAUGGUAAGAAAUGAUUGAUUAAUAAUCGAUCACUCAUUAUCGUGUAGUGUACAUAAAUCUAUAUGAGCCGUGUUGGUCCGUGAAUUUACCUGAGCACAAGAACUGCUACGGGGCAACCGGGUGCAUUUAAAUUGUUAUAAAAACAUAUUUACUAUCUUGCCCCAAGACUCUAAUUUCCGCAUAUAUACCUCGAUCCUUACAGAUCACAUAUCUAGUAAUCCAUGAGGAAAUACAGUGAAAUAUUCCACAGUGCUCGCAUUCUCGUAACCUUACGUGCAUCCCAGUCAUAUGAGAUACGUCGACAAUAACGUCGAUGCUAUUUUACUACUUGAUUUUAUAGAGAUAUUCAUAAGACGCACAUACUGUAGUACAGUAGUGGAACAAGUAGUUCGGUACGGUCAAAUGUGUAUGAUGUACAAGUGGCGAAUGCAUUAGGAUUUUAAAGAUAAUUUACUAUUUUCAAUAAAAAGUUAAAAAACGGCCA
Messenger RNA from Cephus cinctus (wheat stem sawfly), 2384 nucleotides. RefSeq names its product H/ACA ribonucleoprotein complex subunit 4 (gene Nop60B). Lineage: Eukaryota; Metazoa; Arthropoda; Insecta; Hymenoptera; Cephidae. Gene Ontology annotation, biological process: mRNA pseudouridine synthesis; snRNA pseudouridine synthesis; rRNA pseudouridine synthesis. The record is from RefSeq and is a predicted model, not a curated record. Gene Ontology annotation, molecular function: pseudouridine synthase activity; RNA binding. The coding region runs from base 16 to 1584 and encodes 522 amino acids. The transcript has 7 exons. Gene Ontology annotation, cellular component: box H/ACA snoRNP complex.